AAGCGCAUAUUCGAGAGAAACCUGGCGCCCUGGUGGCGGUCUUUAGGGCGGCCAUAUUUUCUCUCGUGGAUUUCAGUCACGAAGGUGGUGGUUCGCUGACAAUUUUUGGGAUGCGCCGUUUGAAGACAUUCUCGUGUGUUUUAUAUUCGUAAAUAAGUGACCAGUGCCAAUCAUGGCUAAAGGGAGUAAUAAUUUGACUGGAAGACGGUCGUCGUCGCAUAAUACAAAGCCUUACGACGCAAACAAUUCUUUUGUAAAAAAAGUGGCAACAAAAGUAACAGAUCUUAUACCACAAAGAUUGUGGAUCAGUAAGUGGUUUAACUCAUCUCAAAAUGAAGAUGUAUUAGAAGAUAACGAAAAUCUUGAAGAGGUUGAAUCAGAAGAAGAUAUACAAAAACCUCCACCUUUAAAACGACCAUGUAUUCGUAUGGAUGUCACUCAUCCACCUGGUACAUUUUCAAUUCAACCAAGGACUAAAUCAACAAUCAACAAAACCAGUGUAGCUAAACAACAAUAUUCAAUUCAUAAUGAAGUGAGUGAAGAUUUUUGUAAACCUGGAAUGGCCGGGCCAAGUGGGAUUAGUCAUUUAGUAUCUUCUACACCUACAAUGCAAUCGAGUAUUAGAAAUGUAGCACCUCAGAGAUCUGAAUUAAAUUCAUUAGUUGCUACUACAAAUAAUGGAACUACAAAUGGUACGGAUGAUAAUUCUGAAUCCAGUGAAAGUACUAGUGGUUGUAGUUCUCUUAUUCCACAAACAAAUAGACAAGAAGCUCCAUCAAAUGUCUCUUAUCACUCACCAUUUUCAAAGAGAAAAAGAUUCAAUGAUGAUAAAUUAAGUUUCACCAAUCAUAUGCAGUCUCCAAGAUCUUUAUUUUUAGAUAAUAACAACCGAGAUACUUUAAGUAGUCGUAGACCGAGCUUUAAUGCAUCAAUCAUGACAAACACGCCGGAUCGUGCAUCUCCCUUGGCAUCUCCUUUUUACAGUGGAAAUAUUACUUUUGGUGGAGCAAAUGCAGCAGGUCUUUAUAAACAAGGUCGUAAUCUGUUUAAUAGUUCAAAUGAGAUUCAACUUAAAGUUCCUAAAAGAACAAGUGUUGAAGUAAAACCAUCUAAUACAGCAGGAAUUGAUUCAUCUGGUAUGAGUCAAACUGCUAAGAAAAUAUUGGAAGCAUUAGAACAUUUUUCGUCGCCAAUAACUGAUGCUAAAAAGAUUCCAUUAAAAAUGAUGAAUAAUGCAUCAUCAAUAAAUAAAAAAAGGACAAGGGAGGAAAUGACAUCAACAACUAAAGUUGGAUUACGUCAUUUAACUCGUGAAUUAACUGUACCAACUGUACCCGAUAUAUUAAAAUUAAGACGGCGGCAAAAAUUACAAGAUACAACAGUUGCAGCUAGAAAAAUUAUUUCAGCUCGAAGCGAACCACCGCCUCCACAAGAAUAUCAUCUCAGGACACAAACUAAUGAAGAUUUAAAACAUCAUGGAAAAACUAAAGGAGCAAAACUUGAACAGGAAGAUACAAUUGAACCUGUCAAUUUACCAAAUAUACCUUUACCAAUAUCUUCUUUACCUAAUUUCAAUUUUAUGCCAUCUACUAAUACAACAAUAGUAGAUGAAGCUAAUACAGAUAAACAAGAUACAUUCACAUUUGCAAGUCCUAUAAAAAUAACAAGUACUACAAAGAAUUUAAAAUCGAUUAAUAACUUUACUUUUAGUAGUCCAAUUAAUGCUGAUAAACAAUCAAUUGAUAAAUCUAACGAUAUAAAUUCAUCUUUAAACAAAAAUGGUAUUAAAUCUAAUAUAUCUUCUAAUGAAUAUAUACCUCCUAUAAUACAAAAUUUUAUUUGGUCUGAUUCGUCUAUAGCUCCUAGACUAAAAGAAAAAAUAAAAAAUAGUGAUGACACUAUUUCUUCAGAUGAAUUAAAAUCAGGAAGUGUUAUGGAUGUUCUUUGUUCUAAAUCUGAAAAAUCAAAUGAAUCAAAAAUGCAAUUAGAUUCAGAUAAAGAGACAAAUAUUAAUAAAAUAAAUACUAUUAGUCCAAAUAUAAAUGAUAAUAUUAUUAAAACUCUAAAUUCGCAGUCUAAUAUGUGGGAAUGUUCUGAAUGUUUAUUCAAGAACAAUGAUUCUGAAACACAUUGUUUUACUUGUAAAGCUAUCAAAUCAAAUCUUAAGGAUAAAAAGAUUUCUGAAAUAUCAACAUCUAGUAAUACCAGUGAAUUAAAAACUACAAUAAAGGAUCAUUUUGGAUUGCAAUUUAAACUUUCAAGUAAUCAGUGGGAAUGUACGUCAUGUUUUCUAAGAAACAAACAAAGUGAUACUAAAUGUAUUGCAUGUAGUGCUCUUAAACCAGAUAUAAAGCAAGAAAUUAAAUUUGUUAAACAUAAAGAAAGAUUUGAAGAAUGUCCUAAAUGUAAAUCAAAAGAUUUUGAAAAAUCAACUACAUGUUCUUGCAAUACAUUUAAAUCAAAUGAAUUAAAAAUUACUCCACAAAAAAAUACGAAUUCUACAGAUAAUACAGAUAUAUCUGCAAAUGAAGAUGGUAAAACCAAUACAUCGACUAAUACAUUCUCAAAUAUAGAUAAAUUAAAAUCAAGUAAAGAUACAUGGGAAUGUCCUUGUUGUAUGGUUAGAAAUCUUAUUUCUAUUGAUUCUUGUCCAUGUUGUAAUACAGCUAAACCAAGUGUUGGAAUUACUACUAAGAAUAUUGUGUCAACAUUUCCAAAUGGAUUUGGAGAUAAAUUUAAAAAACCUGAUGGUGCAUGGAAUUGCAACACUUGUAUGAUACAAAAUGAAGCAAAAAUUACUAUAUGUGUAGCUUGUGGUGAUUCAAAGCCAGGUUCAAAGAAAUCAGAUAAUUCUACUUCUGGAAAUAAUAGUUCCAAUUUACAAUUUAAUUUUGAUAUGCCUGCAAAUAAUACUGGUUUUAAAUUUGGCAUUGAUAAGGCUGGUCAAGAAAAGACUGAUAGUACAAUAUCUUCAAAUGGUUUUAAAUUUGGCGAAAGUCAACAAAAUAGUCAAACUGGUCAAUUUACAUUUGGUAUACAAAAAGAAGAAAAGAAAACAAAUGAAACACAAAAAUCUGAAAAUAAUAUUCUUUCAACUUCAGAAAAUGCUUUUCAAUCUAAUGCAAGUAAUAAUGAGAAGACUGAUAUAAAACAAAAUCCAGAAAAAAUAGAGAAAAACAUAACACCAUUAUUUUCGUUUGGUAUAGCUAAAAGUGAAAGUGGAACAAUAGAAUGUAAUAAACAAUCUGCAAAUAUAACAACUGCAACAAUUCCAUCUACAUUUACAUUUGAUACAUCUAAACCUACAAUGGUACAAUCAGAUAUAAAGGAAGAAAAACAAAUUGAAAAUAUUAUAGUAGAAGUUUCAAAACCAAGUACAGGAACUAUAGAAUCUUCUAAUGCUAUUAAUACAAACACAUUAUCUUCAAUAACUCAAAGUAAUACCCAAGAAACUAAAUCAACUGCUACCUUUUCAUUUGGGGUACCAAGUAAUACAAUUGCAGUUACUAGUAGUACUUCUACAAUUGUAGUAUCAAGUCUUCCAUCUUCUACUCAAUCUUCCUUUACAUUUCUUGAAUCAAAAUCAACUACACAAACAUCAAUUGUACCAACUUUUGGUCAAAUAUCGACAUCAGCUUCUACAGCUUUAUCUAAUACCUUUACAUUUGGAGAUAGUAAAACAAGAGAAGGAUCUUCAAUAACUAAAACUUUUGGAACAUUGCCAAGUGCUCCUUCUGGAAAUACAUUAUUCUCAAAUAUUUCUAAUUCACCAUCAUUAUUUAAUAAUGAUACAAAAACUACACCAACAUUUGGACAAACUUCAACUGAAGAUAAUAAACAAUCUGCAUUUGGUGCUGCAAAUACAAAUAAAUCCUCAACUUUUGCAAUGCCAGAAAAUAAAGUACCAAUAUUUGGAAAUACAGAAAAUAAACCAAUUUUUGGUUCACCUGACACAAAAAUGCCUGUAUUUGGAAAUACAGAUAAUAAAGUAACAUCUUUAUUCAAUCCACCAUUGCAACCAUCAACUGCAACACCAAUACCUUUUGGUGGAGCAUCAGCUACACCAACACUUUUUAGAUCGUCCGUUACUCCUGUUUUUGGUAAUAAUACUACUUCAACAUUUACUACUGAAUCAACACCUAGUAUAUUUGGAUCUACCUCAAAGCCAAAUGAAACUGGCACAUCAAAUUCAAACAUAUUCACAUUUGGCACUAGUCCUCCUCAAGCAGUAGCAAAAUCAGGAACUGGAUUCAAUUUUUCUGCAAAUACUAAUCCUGGUGAAUCGACACAGAAACCAUUAUUUACAUUUGGUAGUCAUACAUCCACUCCACAAAGUAACAAUUUAUUUGGAAAUACAUUCAAUAAUCCUUCAUCAACAAAUUCUUCCGGUUUUACAUUUAAUGCACCUAAACCAGAAGCAACAGCAUUUGCUCAAUCUGCAGCUACAACUCCUACAAUUUUCGGUACACCACAAUCUGGAGUACAAAAUCAAGCAUCAUCUUCGUUUUCAUCUACUCCUUCAAAUACAGGAUUUAAUUUUGGAACUACAACACCUGCUGUUACAUCAUCAGGAGGUUUCAAUUUUGGUGUAGUUGCACCUGCUUCUACACCAUCUGCAGGAUUUAAUUUUAAUCCUCCUAGUAAUACACCUACAUUUGAUCCUAAUACUCCACCAUCAUUUAACUUCACUGGCGGCAAUGCACCUCCAACAUUUAAUGCUACACCUACUCAAACACAAAGGAAAAUUAAAAAAGCUUUUAGAAGGAUGCGGUAGAAGGGCAAGUAACAUACGACCAUAGUUCAGAACACACUCGGAUGCACUUUUUUUAUAUCUAUUUCAUGCAACUGCGUGUGUAAAUAUGUUUUUGAAUAUAUGAUAAAGUUAUAGUAUGAUACAAUGAAAAUAUCAUAUACCGACCGGUCACAUCAAUGUGGUGGUAUACCAAGCAUUUUAUGUAAUAUAUUAAUUUGUCAAUAGGAUAUGCUUGCGUACAACCACUUGUGUUCUACAGGAUCUGUAAAUUAUAAAUUAUUUAAAUUAUACAAUAAUAACAAAUGA
Molecule: messenger RNA, 5059 nt
Organism: Apis laboriosa (Himalayan honeybee)
Lineage: Eukaryota; Metazoa; Arthropoda; Insecta; Hymenoptera; Apidae
Product: nuclear pore complex protein Nup153-like
Exons: 8
Coding region: 173-4774 (1533 amino acids)
Biological process (GO): RNA export from nucleus; protein import into nucleus
Cellular component (GO): nuclear pore
Molecular function (GO): structural constituent of nuclear pore
Source: RefSeq, a predicted model, not a curated record